AUGGGCUGUUUUCCCGCUCUAUUAUCCCUAAGAACGUUUCCUUUUCCAUUCAGUUUACAGUCAUCCCGAAGUCCACCGUUUCAGUCUCAUAUUAUCAAAAUAAGAUUCUCGUCUGCUUUAUUUGUUGCACUUUCUGCAUCUUUGGCGGUUGCAGUUCCUGUUAGCUCGGGGACUGAAGCAGCCGCCGAAUGGUUCGACAAGGCCUACUCCGAGAAGCGUUCUCCCAAGGAGGAUGCUGCUGCUGAGUGGUUCGACAAGGCUUAUGAGUCGAAUUAA
Penicillium hordei is the source of this 276-nucleotide messenger RNA. RefSeq lists its product as uncharacterized. The record is from RefSeq and is a predicted model, not a curated record. The transcript has a single exon. Lineage: Eukaryota; Fungi; Ascomycota; Eurotiomycetes; Eurotiales; Aspergillaceae. The coding region runs from base 1 to 276 and encodes 91 amino acids.